This is a messenger RNA of Choloepus didactylus (southern two-toed sloth), 14092 nucleotides long. It is a transcript of the gene ZBTB20, whose product is annotated as zinc finger and BTB domain containing 20. The coding region runs from base 4869 to 7106 and encodes 745 amino acids. Gene Ontology annotation, biological process: regulation of transcription by RNA polymerase II. The transcript is spliced from 7 exons. The record is from RefSeq and is a predicted model, not a curated record. Lineage: Eukaryota; Metazoa; Chordata; Mammalia; Pilosa; Megalonychidae. Gene Ontology annotation, molecular function: RNA polymerase II cis-regulatory region sequence-specific DNA binding; DNA-binding transcription factor activity, RNA polymerase II-specific; protein binding.
UAAAGCAAACAACAAAAAUCUGGACUUAAAAAUAAUUUGUUGACUUUGAAAAGAUCUUGCAAAAUAAUAAUGUUAUAAUAUGAAUUUAUAGAUUAUUUAUCCUAGGGUAAUAACAACAACCAUCAUGUAUUGAGAACUCAGAAAGUCCCCAGCACUCUACAUUAAUUUAUUGAAUUCUUACAGGAAUAAAGAUGGAUAAUAUUAUUAUCCCUAUUUUAUAAAUGGGAAAACAGAGACUCGGGAAGUCUAAGGAAUUGGCAUAAGGUGGCAAAGACAGUAAAUUUUGGAGAUAACAUCUGAAUCCAGAUCUGCUUGUGAGCCCUGGAUCCACUGCACUGUGCUUCCAAAAUACUAUUAUUGAAGCAAUGGCAGGUUGACUGUGAGAACAAACACAGAACAUUUGUUUUUGUUGUUUUAAUCAGAGAUCCAGAAAAAGAAAUUCUGAAGUAUCUCUAGUAUUUACUGCAUACCCUGAGAUAUCUGUGUGUCAGCCAACCGAUUGCUUUUACCUAACAGAAUAUGGGCAGACUGGGUGAACACUGGUGAUCAAAUCCACAGAACCAGAGUGUUAACAGUGUAUCAAAAACCCAGCAGCCUUUAUUCAGAGCUGAACUGAAGGCAGAUGAAAUAUUAACAGCAGUUCUAGCAGCACAAAAUGAAAUAUGAGAUCCUGUAUCAGAAAUUAUUAGCAACCUGUUAAAAGAAAUGCUAAAAAAUGGCAGUUACCAAAUUAAAAUUGGAAAACAGAGCCCAAAUGGGAAAUUUCAAAAAGUUUGGAGGAAAAUAAAUGACAGAUUGUCCUCUUGGCUCUAAUUACUAUGCCAUCCUAAAUCCUACUUGGCAAUGGAUAGUAGAGGUGAAAUAAGAAACUGCAUCAUUGCCAGUGCUGGUCCUCCAAUUUGUAGUCUUAAGUGUCUGUGAUAGUGUCGGGGAUUGAUUGGAAAAGUAGCUAGAAGUUGGUAGCAUUUUAACUUUGUAUAAAUUGAAGAUUCUGGAGACUCUUAUUAUGAAAGGCUUCCUCUCAUUUGUGAAUUGGCCCCUUUGCUCUGCUUUUGGAUGGCUUGCUUCCUACAUGCAGAGCUACACUAAAUGCACUCUACCUGGAAAAGCUAUUCUCGUUGAAUACCUUCAAAUGUAAAGCAUCUAUUUGUCUACGUUAGUGUAUGUUACUCAAAACAGGUAACACAAAAAAGAGAGAGAGAUUAAAAAUACAAAAUACUGGGUAGUAAAUAAAGGGGAUAUUUUUUCAUCAGUAACUGAGGGCAGAGAAAUGACUAUAAGCAAAGUUGUCGAACAGUUGAUGCCAGAGAAAAAAGGAAAUGAGCUAUAGAACCAUAGAAUCUUGUUGGCGGAGACUAUGGAGUUCAUGCAGUCCUACCCUAUCAUUUUUCAAUGAAGAGACAGAAACGUGGGGAGUUAAGGGAUUUGACUUGCCUAAGACACAUAGCUGUUUACUGAUAGUCAGGCCAAAAACAUUUCCCAACGCCCAGUCUGGAGCUCUGUAGUUCAGCUUGCUACUGCCAUACUGUACUGAAAAUUGACAUUAACCCAGCCUGUAACAUAAAAAAAAUUCAGUAUCUGUGGAGAGGGAGAAUAAGGAUGAAUUUAUAGAUGGAAAUCAGUCUGGGAAAAAAGAAAGGUAGAAUGGAGGAUUGAUUCUCCUUCAUUGUGACUCAUUGGCCAAACACAUUUAAGACAUUUCGAGUCAGUUUACUUCCCAAUGCCUUACCACACAGCAGAAUAAAAUCAUUUGCUUGUAAUCCCCCAGGGUUUGUAUGUGUGUGUAUGUGUGUUUGUGUGUGUGUAUUCAGGUUUGAUUUGCUUAGAGAAUUCUCCCAUGUAUAGGUUCUUCAGGAAUAGAUUAGUUUGCAGAUGGCAUUGUUAUUGAUCCUUUUUAUUUACAUGAGCUUGAUUUCUUCAGUGUAAGGUGCUGCAACGUCCCAGUGGGGAGAAUCCUCUCUAUGGACCACUCCUAACUGAGGAUCAGAAGCAGGUUUAAGAUGUAAGAAUUAUGUUCUAUUAGCCCUUGAAUUCUAUUAACCUCAUGGAGAAUUUGGGCCUGUGUGUGCCUUUUAAUCAGGCCAGUGAGUUAGGUGAAAUAACUUUCUUUUACACAGAGUAACUUGAAGUAAACCAGUGGUAAAGAAGACACAAUAAAAGUAGUAGCAAUAGGAUAGUUUCAAUAGGAUUCCCUGUGAAACAACAGUACAAGUCUUUAGACCAAAUAUUUUUCAAAAAAGAACAACUAGAAACAAGAGAAUCAGACAAUGUGAUGAAAACUGCAGCUGGAAUGUUUUGCAUGAAAAGUGAUUAUAUACAAAAAAGAGGACUGGGGCUGGUAGGCGUGAAGUUGGAAAGGAGAGAAUAACUGAAAUAAGAGAAGAUAAUGGUUGACCAGGUUUAGUAAAAUAUUGCCUGCCACAACCACUGUUCCAUGAAGAGAUUGAGCCAAGAAGCCUGAAUAAACUAACCGGAAGUUCAGAGUUGCCAUGAUUGUGGGAGGCAUCAGGGAGAGCACAUCCGGAUUUGUGUUACACAGCAAUCACUACUGGGUGUCAGCAUUCAUCAGCCAGAUGGUCAGACCCACAAUUAAUCAAUUAGGUUGGGAUGAUCAACUGGACUCAGUUUUCCCCUUUGGUAAAACCCUCAUCAUACGGUACAAGGCCAAUAGCACUUUUAUCCUGUUGCUUUUGGAGAAGCUUCUAGAAAUUCCUCUUUUCUUUUUUUAACUUCUUGUUAAUGGAGACUGGUAGGCUCCAAGUUGCUUUGACAACAAAGAAUUCAAAAUCAAGAUUUUAACAGAAUAUAUUUUUCAACAUCCUCUGUGGCCAAGUACAUAUGUUUAACAUACCUAGACGGAAAUAAGGUUUUGAAAGCAGCAUUCUCUAAAGGGUGUUGCUCAACUGAUUUUUAAUAUAGUCUUCUUUUUGGUCCAUUCAGUCUAGUGGAACAACACUGAAAGGAAUACUUUCACUCACAAAAUGAUAUUAUAAUCAAAUAAUAAUAAUUAAAACCAUUUAUUAGGUAUUCCCCAUGUGACAGGUGCUGCUGUGAUAAGGAUUUAUAAACAUUUAUUCAGUCCUUAUAAUAAUCCAGUGAGGAUGACCAUAUUAUUUCCAUUUCAUAGAGAAGAAAACUGAGGCUAGAGAAGUUUAUUUGUCCAAAGUUACACAUUUAAUAAAAGAUGUGUCAAGAUGAUUUAAUACUCUCUGGAAAGAGAGCUAAAUAAAAUGUAUGUUUUCUCACACAUAUGUAUCUGUGCAUUUCUGAGGGAUAACAAUUAGGAAUAUAUGGUGGGUCCUUAUUAUUCCUCUUCAAAGAACUUCAAAGUAAAUCUCCAACUCUGCUGAUCUUAUUUGGUUUUCUCUCCUUCUCUUGCUCCACACCAUCUGACUUGCGAUUAUUUCAGAGCCAUCACUAUUAUUUUCUGAUAAUUCUCAGCAUCCACCUUAUCUCAGGCAGUCCUUCAAAGUUUGAUUCAGAUACCAAGUCAUUUCUUUAUGAGUUGACUUACAGAGAGAUUUGCCUCUUCCAAAAAAAUGUCUCUGAUUAUUUUUUAUGCCAACUAUGGCUUAUCCCUCUGAAUGCUAUAACCUCUCUCUCCCCUUGCUGUAUUAUAUCAUUACUGCAUAGGGAGAGCUAUUUGAAAGUACUGUUGGUGGAAAGGAUCACUUUCUAAUGCUGGUCUGCGCUGAUCCCAUUGAGUUGAAAUACAGGCAACAUGUCACAUUUCCCCUGCAUUUCAUCAUUGAAUUUGUGGUGCCUCUUUUUCCUCAGCAAUUCUCUACCCCAUCCAAGUUCAAUUUAAGGAGCUCUUCUCUUCAACCAUUUCACAUCCAGUGUUGUGCAGGUAUACAAGGACACUAUUUACACAAAUAAAUGUAUUUAAGAUAUUGGGCCCCUCCUUAUAAUUGCAUUCUUUAAUGAAGUAUAGGGCUUCUUCUUGCUGUCUAAGUGUAGUGCUUAGUUUUUAUUUACUUCGUUUGUAACUUACAGGAUUGGGAAAGCAAUACCAAAAUACCAGGAUAGUAUGCAAGCAAAUACUGCUUCUUAAUUUAAGUUCAUGAGCAUGUGGAAGAAAAAGUAUUCCAGAAGUUUUAAUGAGCAUCUUCUAUCCUCCAGAGUCCUAACAGUGCCCUCUUUUUUUUUUCCUGUGGUACUCUCUUUCAUUCUUGCUGUGUUGAGUAGGUAGCUGUUCUAAGUUUGUUUUUGUUUUUUGUUUUUUGUUUGCUGUUCAUUUUUCUACAAUCCUACAAUCCUCACCCAAAAGCUGAUAAAGCACUUUCAUUUUGACCUGCAGCAUCCCCUUGAAUCACAGAGCCAAGCCCUGCCAUCUAGACUGCCUUUCUGCUUCACUUUGCUCCUGACCUAACCCCCCUGCUAUUCCAAGCCUGGCCUCUCAUGACCAGAGACUGCUGACUCAUUCUGGCCUGUGCCAAGCUGUGUAGUCGCUUAGUGAUGUGGACAGGAGUCGAAGGACUAGAAUGAGAUCACUGAACUCAUUUCACUUGUUGCUUACGGUACAGUCCAGCAUGAGCUGGAAAUGUAGGAACCUCAGCCUCCCGAGCAGAAAGAUUCCUUGACCAUAAGUCUGUGGCCUGCCGCUUCUCUUCAUAUGCAACCGCUCUCUGUUGCCUGCCCCAAUGAACAUCUGCACUAGGCCCAAGCCUUGGAGUGACUUACCUGAAGAGUGACACCAUUUAUUUGGAAACUACUAUGAGGAAACUGAAGCCCAGAGAGGUGAAGUGAGGUGCCCAAGGCCACACAGAAGUUAGAGGCACAGCUAGUACCAUAGCUCAAGUCUCCUGACUCCCAGUCCAGUGCUCCUCCCAUUACUCCACGGGUCCUGUCUCUAAGCUUCCUGACAAAUGCUAGAACGGAAGAAACCCAAGACAGCUGAAAACCAGAAGGCAUCUGAGGAGAAUGAGAUUACUCAGCCGGGUGGAUCCAGCGCCAAGCCGGGCCUUCCCUGCCUGAACUUUGAAGCUGUUUUGUCUCCAGACCCAGCCCUCAUCCACUCAACACAUUCACUGACAAACUCUCACGCUCACACCGGGUCAUCUGAUUGUGAGUACACCAGUGACAUCAGUUGCAAGGGGAUGACCGAGCGCAUUCACAGCAUCAACCUUCACAACUUCAGCAAUUCCGUGCUCGAGACCCUCAACGAGCAGCGCAACCGUGGCCACUUCUGUGACGUGACGGUGCGCAUCCACGGGAGCAUGCUGCGCGCGCACCGCUGCGUGCUAGCGGCCGGCAGCCCCUUCUUCCAAGACAAGCUGCUGCUGGGCUACAGCGACAUCGAGAUCCCGUCCGUGGUGUCGGUGCAGUCGGUGCAAAAGCUCAUUGACUUCAUGUACAGCGGUGUGCUGCGCGUCUCGCAGUCAGAAGCCCUGCAGAUCCUCACGGCCGCCAGCAUCCUGCAAAUCAAAACAGUCAUCGACGAGUGCACGCGCAUUGUGUCGCAGAACGUGGGCGAUGUGUUCCCGGGGAUCCAGGACUCAGGCCAGGACACACCGCGGGGCACUCCUGAGUCAGGCACGUCAGGACAGAGCAGCGACACCGAGUCGGGCUACCUGCAGAGUCAUCCGCAGCACAGCGUGGACAGAAUCUAUUCGGCGCUCUACGCGUGCUCCAUGCAGAACGGCAGCGGCGAGCGCUCCUUCUACAGCGGUGCGGUGGUCAGCCACCACGAGACGGCGCUGGGCCUGCCCCGCGACCACCACAUGGAAGACCCCAGCUGGAUCACACGCAUCCACGAGCGCUCCCAGCAGAUGGAGCGCUACCUGUCCACCACCCCCGAGACCACGCACUGCCGCAAGCAGCCCCGACCCGUGCGCAUCCAAACCCUGGUGGGCAACAUUCACAUUAAGCAGGAAAUGGAGGACGAUUAUGACUACUAUGGGCAGCAAAGGGUGCAGAUCCUGGAGCGCAACGAAUCCGAGGAGUGCACAGAAGACACCGACCAGGCGGAAGGCACCGAGAGUGAGCCCAAGGGAGAGAGCUUUGACUCGGGCGUCAGCUCCUCCAUAGGCACUGAGCCGGACUCGGUGGAGCAGCAGUUCGGGCCCGGGGUGGCGCGGGACGGCCAGACCGAGCCCGCCCAACCCGAGCAGCCUGCGGAGGCCCCUGCUGAGGGUGGGCCCCCAUCGCACCAGCUAGAGACAGGCGCCUCCUCCCCUGAGAGAAGCAACGAGGUGGAGAUGGACAACACCGUCAUCACCGUCAGCAACAGCUCAGACAAGAGCGUCCUGCAGCAGCCUUCUGUCAGCACGUCCAUUGGGCAACCAUUGCCAAGUACCCAGCUCUACUUACGCCAGACAGAAACCCUCACCAGCAACCUGAGGAUGCCUCUGACCUUGACCAGCAACACACAGGUCAUUGGCACAGCAGGCAACACCUACCUGCCAGCCCUCUUCACUACCCAGCCGGCAGGCAGCGGCCCCAAGCCUUUCCUCUUCAGCUUGCCACAGCCCCUUGCAGGCCAGCAGACCCAGUUUGUGACGGUGUCUCAGCCGGGCCUGUCCACUUUUACUGCACAGCUGCCAGCGCCACAGCCCCUGGCCCCAUCCGCAGGUCACAGCACAGCCAGUGGGCAGGGCGAAAAAAAGCCUUAUGAGUGCACUCUCUGUAACAAGACUUUCACCGCCAAACAGAACUACGUCAAGCACAUGUUUGUACACACAGGUGAGAAGCCCCACCAAUGCAGCAUCUGUUGGCGCUCCUUCUCCUUAAAGGAUUACCUUAUCAAGCACAUGGUGACACACACAGGAGUGAGGGCAUACCAGUGCAGCAUCUGCAACAAGCGCUUCACCCAGAAGAGCUCCCUCAACGUGCACAUGCGCCUCCACCGAGGGGAGAAGUCCUACGAGUGCUACAUCUGCAAAAAGAAGUUCUCCCACAAGACCCUCCUGGAGCGACACGUGGCCCUGCAUAGUGCCAGCAACGGGACCCCUCCCGCGGGCACACCUCCAGGUGCCCGUGCUGGCCCCCCAGGCGUGGUGGCCUGCACCGAGGGCACCACUUACGUCUGUUCCGUCUGUCCAGCAAAGUUUGACCAAAUCGAGCAGUUCAACGACCACAUGAGGAUGCAUGUGUCUGACGGAUAAGUAGUAUCUUUCUCUCUUUCUUAUGAACAAAACAAAACAACAAAAAAAGAAACAAACAAAAAAGCUAUGGCACUAGAAUUUAAGAAAUGUUUUGGUUUUGUUUUUACUUUCUGUUUUUGUUUUUGUUUCGUUUCAUUUUGUACUACAUGAAGAACUGUUUUUUGCCUGCUGGUACAUUACAUUUCCGGAGGCUCGGGUGAAUAAUAGUUUUCCCAGUCUCCCUCGGAUGGUGGCCUUAAGGCCUGGUAGUGCUUCAAGAGGUCCACUGGUUGGAUCUCUAGCUACUGGCCUCUAAAUACAACCCUUCUUUACAAAAAAAUCUUUUAAAAAAAGUAAAAAAAAAAAAAAAAAAAAAAAAAAAAAAAUUUUUUUUCACUUGUGAAGAGCACUACAAAAAUAUAUAACAAAAUCUAAAAGGCCUACUGUCUUUACGUACACCGCUUGCAGUGUUUCAGUGGACAUUUUCACAAUUCUGGCCGCUUGGACUUCACAGUAACCAGUUAAAACUGUGGAAUAUCACUUCUGGUUGAAAACCCAGAGGAAAGGCCCUGCUGUUUUUCCACCUACCACGUUGUCUGAUUUCAUAAAAGGGCUGUGGGGGUGGGAAGGGGCAGUGGGCCCCGUGGUGUGGGAAAGGUGAACGGCAGGCUGCUCUCCCAGAUUCUGCUGAGUGCACACACCCUGGCCCACCUCCUCAGUAUCCCCCCUUUCAGCAGAAGCCAGGAAGACUUGGACAAGCAACAAGCAACAGUGGCUAUCGUAUUUAUUCAGUGUCUUCGCUGAGCCACAGCCUCAGCACAAUCAAGAGGGACUUUCAUGAAAGGCAGGAAUGCAGAUAAAACAAAGAUAACAGAGGUUUGCACCUAUGUUUCUAGGUACAAGAGAAGGAUUAUUUCCAACAAUCUCUGCAAAAAUUUAAAAAAAAAGGGUCAGGAUAUAUUCUUGUGGAAGAGAAAAAGAGAAAUGGAGGGUGGGGGGAAUAAUAAAAGUUCUUGAGGCUUUUUUAAUUCAAAAUUUUAUAGAGGGGCUAAAGUGACGUUUACCAGAUAGAAUGCUGAUUUUUUUAAUAUAUUUACAACAGUAUUUGUGUAAAAAAAAAACAAAAAAAAGUGAGAUUGUUAAAAGUAAUUUGUUUUCCUUUUGGUUUUGCAUACACUGCCACCAAUCCCUUCUCUUUUAUUUUAUUUCACAAACAUAUAUAUAUUUUUUGGUAAGUCAAGACUGUUAAGGUUAGCGAUACUGCUUCCGGAGAGAAGGAAUAAAAGGCAACUAAAGUUAUAUUUGAAAGAGAGGAAGGAUAUUUUCUUCAUAUUUUGUUUAUUUUUCUUAAUUUUUAUUAUUUUAAGUAUUGCCUGGGUUGAUGAGGGCCUCUGUGGCCAGCCCAUCCCUGCUGUAAUUUGAACUGCUGCUUUGUAUUUUGAUAUGUAGUUCUUUGACUUUUAGCAAGCUUAAGUUGCUCCACUGAAUAUUUUUUUGAACUGAUCCAUCUAGAAUUCUGUUCUUUUUCAUGGGAGGGACUUUAUCUUUCAGAAACAGACUUUCUUGCCUCUCCAAAAGUUCACUGAGGUCUUAUGAUUCUACAAUUUCUAUUAACUUUACUCUUUGCUUUGAUGAAACACUAGUAGUCUAGAGAUCUUGACAAAUGGAUUCUUUUCUCUUGUGGUCACCAGGCGAAGGAGUUCCUCAAACUCCGCCGUGCCUCUUCUCCUGUCAGAGCUACAGAGAGCAUCAUUAUCAGGAACCUGUUACAAAGCAAGAUGCAUUGAUGCCAAAAUCACUUUCUUCCCUUUCCAAGUUAUCACCUUCUGACUAUUUCCACCAUGGUUGAACAAGAUGAUCCUUUUUUUCAAAGAUUUUUAACCCUUGCUUUUUGGAAAGGUUUUAGGGACAUUAACAAAAUUUCCCAGAUGCCAACAGCCAUCAUUCAAAAGGCCACCAACCCAUUACAUCAUCCCACAUGCUACUCUCUCUUCCUAUUUGGAAUUUCUCUCCUUGGUCCUGAUCAAGGUGUUUUAAUUAGAGAUUUUUUCUUUAUGGACAGUGUCCUAAAGAUAUUCCAACUCAAAUAUAGGAAUUCCUAAACCAAACUAAAACUCUAAAAAUUAUUUCAUUGCUGGGCAUAUUUUAACACACUUAAGAGAAAAAAAAUAAAUCUUUUAAAUGAAGAAAUACCGAACAAUAAUUUUUUAAGAAGAGAAGAGGGAGUAUUUUAGUUUCAGAAUUGUUAUGCAUUUUAAUUUAAUUUUCCUUCUAAUUUUCCUGUCAGUAUUUUAUUUACAAAAACUAGGCAGCAAAUGAGGAGAAAUCUUCCAAAGCAAGCAAAUCUAUAAUGACUAAAUUGGUUUUAUUUAUGUAUUUUAGACAUUUGGUUAACUUGGGUCUUUGCCAUAAGUUCUUUGUAAUGUGUAGUAGGGUUAGUGCAAAUGAAGUAUACAUGGCUUUGAUUUGGUCGUACAGUCCUUAUUCAGUGGCUAUCUUGCUAGAUGUUUUAAUGUAGGCUUGGUUGGUUAACUGACUGUAUCACCCAUCAUGAUUUCUAAGAGGAGUCCUUCCAGGAACUGUGUGUCCAAAAUCAAUCUGUUUUAAAAGUUAAUGGGAAACAGCUUUAGAAGUAAGAGAAAGUCCAUUUCUCUAUUGCUAAUUUUGCUUUUCAACUUAUCAAUGUUUUAAGACUCUAAUAUUUCCACUUACCACCAAUAGAGGGAGCAUUAGUUAAUUAACUAUGUCAUGGAAUUGUUUUGAUAUUUUGAAAAAUGAUCAUCCAACUCAUAAAAUAAAAAAGAUUGACACUCACCAAUUAAGAGAAAAAUUUUAAAUCUAGAGGAAAAUGACAUGAAAUCACUUGCAUAUGUCAUAAACAAAAGACGGCCAAAAGCCACUUUAUAAUAUAUUUAACUAUUUGACUGUAGCCCAUUUAAAAUAGUAUCUUUAUUCAACCUCAGCAAAGUCAGCAGAAUUCAUAAUACCUCCAGGAAAUUUGAUCUUGGGUGCCAUUAUGGGCUGCGUUCAGCUAUCUGCUUCUCAAAUCUGAGGUGGAUCCAUUUACCUCAAUGCCGAUUCGCCAUAUACAAAGCUAAGCAAUUGGGUUAAAAUCCAUCUUUAAUUAUAGAAUAGGUAGGAAAAAAAUUCCAGUUGGAUUUGAUGUUCAUCCUUUCCCUGCAAAGGAAGUAUCUCUUCUUUCAAAAAAAGCUGGAGGAUUCCUAAAGAAUUCUUGGUGAGGUGACAUAAUCAUUGUAGAGCCUGACAGCAUUGACUACCAGGUUUGCAUAGCAGCAGACUUAUUCCUACUGUACGUCUGUUCCCCCAAAGAUCUCACAGCCUAAAAUAAUUGACAGAUUAUUCUCUGGGAGAGAAAGGAGCUAAAUUGGAGUGGGAGAUCUAGCCUGCAGUAGCAGAGAAGUUGCUGUGGGGCCAUUACUACAUGUUCUGGCCUCUGACGCUGCUGCUUUCCCAACUGACCCAUGUUUUAGAAAGUAAACCAGUCUUUACCUAGUUCAGAGGAGUAGAGGUGCUUUUAGAUUGUCAGUCUUUACCUUUUAAAUUAAACUGUCACAAACAUCUUAGGAAAUGGGGGUAAAUAUUUUGCUUCAAGAUCAAAGGAUGAGUAUGGAUCCUUUUAGUUAUAACAUCUUAUGUUUAGAACUUCAUGCUAGAAUGCUAUGAGUGUAAAAUCUUUUUUUUUUUCAGUAGUUAAGAAAAAAAUAAGAGAAUGAAUGUAAGUGAAUGUUCCAGAUUUAAGACUAUUUAGGAUGAGUACAGGAGACAAGAACUGCUAUGGAAAAGAACAUUUUUUCAGCAAUUUCUGAUUUAAAAUGGAAUUUCCUGAACAACAGAAAGGAAACAAAGUCAAAUGAGAAUGUUUAUCUCAAGACAUUUAGAUAGAGUUUAUGAAAAAUAAAAAAUUUCUGAGCACUAAAAACAUUGGUAGCAUCUCAGCAUGGUGGGCAAUUUUCUUUCCUAUUAAAUACCAAUACGUAUACAAAAAAGCCCCCAAAUAUGUAGAAUAUAACCCUAAAAAAGGAAGAAAUUUGGAACAGGGUCUGAUACAAAUCUCUACAUGGAUAAAGACAGAGAAACAAGCCAGGCAAACAAUCUGUUGAAAUGAAAGUCUCUAUAUCAACAUUUUUUACAAUGUACUUUGAGUUUUAAACUUUUGUUCCUAAUGGCAGUUUUAUAGAUUUUCCCUCCCCAAAUUCCUAAUACUUCAAAUCUGUCUGUGGCAAGUCUCAGCUCUCAUGAGGAAACACAGUGGAUAAUUCCUUGCUCAUGUUCCAACCAUAGUCCGUUCACUCUUCCUAGCCAUCUUGGAUAUCAUGGUAGCUUCUGACCUUAGAAAGGCUUGGAUUUGCUUAUGUAAAGUCAUAGGGAUUUUAUUUUGUGUCAUCACAAGAUUCUAUAAGGACCAACAAACCCCUUUUCCAGCCCAUGAACAGCAGGAAUUUGUGCAUUCUGAUAAUGAAAAGAGAAAAGGUUUCCUCCAAGUACAUUUGUUUCAUGGAAGUCCAAAUGCAUAAUACUUGACCUAUACAUACUUCCAUCACACAAGCACACUUGUGCCCACACUUGCCCCAAAUCAGCAGUAUCCCUCAGCACACAGAUUGAAAAUGAGAUGUGCCCUUUAUAAUAUCGCUCAAAUCCCUGGGAGAACAUGAUGAAGGCUCUGAGAUUUCUCUAUAAUGCUCCAACACCUGUUGUCCUUAAAAGGGGGAAGGCCAUAGAUCUAGCCAGGAUCCAGACUAGAUAGGCCCACUCUGGAGCUUUCCUCAGUUGUUAUAGAAGAUGUUAUUUAAUUAGCAGGAGCUGGGAACAGUGGGAUUUGUGAUUCUGCAGAAAAGGUAUCAGAUCUUCAAAUUUGGUCUGCCUCUGCUCGAGCCAGUGUGCUGCUGCAGCAAAAGGAAUCAAAAUGAAGGGCAAUGUGAGAACAGGCACAACCUGAGAUGCCCCUGGGAUCUAGGAGAACAGGACGGUGCCCUUUCUGUUGUGGCCUGACUCUUAAAAGAAAUCUUCUAAAAGAAUUCGUUAAUUUAGUAAUGAGUUGAAGUCUGAGGUAAUGGAGGCUUUGGGGAAGAGAACAAAAGGAUUGAAAAAUGUAUUCAGCACCCAACAACACUAAACCAAAGAACGUCCAAUCACAAAACUAGGAAGUUUGGCAAGAGAUCUCUGGGCCUUUCCAUGGGUUGAGUUGACAGACUUUCUUUUCAGUGAUUUUUGGCUCUAAGAAACUGCUUUACUCACCAGAAAAAGAACUUUAUUUAAAUGGCCAAUUUUGUCUCCCAGAAAAAGGAAUUCAAAAAAGGAAAACUGGACACUAAAGACAAAACCAUGUGACUUGGUGACAAACAAAAAGGCGCACUUGAAUUUCAAUAGACUCCCUAAUUCUAUAGUAAAAGCAAGGCAACCCAUUGCCACCCAAACCUGCAAGACUCUCCCAUCCGCAGUGCAUGAAGAGAGAGUACUACUUGAACUGACCCAGCCACCAGGCUUUCUGAAGCUAGGCAUAAACUGCUAACCAGGAAGGCAACAGCUUCUGUCUUCCCUCUGUGUUUUCAUAAAAGAAAGGGGCUGUUCUCUUAGGUACCCAGGAAUUAGAUGGUAUGGGACAAACUUUCAAAAGUGCUCCCUACUCUGGUGCUCAGGCUGCAAAUGGAGGCAGAAAAGAGGGGCACAGAACUCUUUUUCUAGAGAGAAAAAAUUUCCAUAUUCCCAAGGGCCUCUGUGUAGCUUUGCUGUUUCUGAUACUGCUUAAGCCUCCACAAGAGAAGAAGCUGUGGUGACUCAGUGUUCCUAUAAACAAACACAGAAUGUGGAAAUUACUAACCCAGAGCAUCAUUUCUAGCACUAGAUUUCAAAGUGAUAACCUGACCAAAAUACCCCAGAGAUUUUUCUAAGUCUCUGAAGAUUUUUUCCCCUUGAACACUGAAUACAUAUGUACCACCAAGUUAACCAAUGACAUCCCAUCAACGGUGUACAUUAGCCGAUCACAGAGACUGGUUGUGGAUCAGUAGAGUUUGUUUCAGUUCUUUUAAGAGGGAAGAUGUAGAAGAUGAGGGCUGGAAGCUUGGAUUCUUUUCUAGAGCUAGGUAUUUCCUUCUCACUGACCAUGGGGUAAAAUGCCCUGGGUUGACACAAGGAACAUCAUCGUACCACACCACUGACCGAAACACCUGCCAUUCCAUUGUUACUUCAGGCCCAGCUUUUUAUUCCAUAAACUGGAUACUUUCAGACUGAAAUCUAAGCCAAGGUGACCUCAGUUAAGAUCGUUUCUCAAGAAGCCACUUAUAGAAUUGAAUUAUUGCCUUAAAUUAAGUCCAGGAAAAGGGGCAGAAUAUAUAGAAAUUGGAAGGGCAUGAAGACAUGGGCAUAGGUUGCUUUUCUAAUGGUGGCAUUAUUGCAGAAAUAAGCCCUAUUCAUGACUGUGGACUAUGGAAACAGUGACUUUUGGGGGAGGCACCAAACCUGUCCAGGCCUGGCUGCUCUCAGGAAGUGGCUAUGAUUUCCUGUCUAUGGUAUUUCAGUGACAUAGGUCUAGGCUGGCUGUGAAAUAGACAUCAUAUUAGCUGAAGAGUAGAUCCCAUAAAACAUAAUCACAGGUGCCUGGGAUGCCUGUUUUAAAUGUUUCUGUAACGGAGAACCAGCCCAACAGAAAGCUUUCAUUCCCUAUACAGUGUCUAUUUCUAGAGGUUUUUUUUUUCCUCAGUUUUAGAGAGCAUCUGGUUUAUUUUGUGGUUCUUUGUUUAAAUGCAAGCUCACAACUCUCAAAUCUUGUGAAGGAGCAUAAUCUGCAGAUCAUGGGCAAAAUCCAGCCACAGUUCCAGGAGCCCCAGCUUUGAGGUACUUAAACAGGGUAUAAAAUGCCCCUCCUCACUCUCUUUCAAGUUCGGAGAUUUCCUUGGUUCAGAAUGCCCCAAUGAGACUCUGAUGUGCCCAAGACAUUUAAAAAAAAAGAGAAAAAAAAAAAAAAAAAAACCCAUAGGAGACAUGUGUUU